UACAGUAGUAAAUGUGAAAAUAAAGCCAUCUGUACAUACCGGUUGAUCGCAGCUGAUCAGAACUACGGAUCUGAGCAUCGGUGAUCGAUUGACUAAUCGAUUACUGUCGCCGCCUGCGCAGCUCCGCUCCCCGCCCUGCUCUCCAUCACAUCUCGUUGUCUCACCGGAGGAUGGGUCUACUGGAGGCUAACGGCUAACCGAGCGGGCUUCUCAUGUCUCUUCUUGUUUUGGUUUCGUCCAGCGGAGCCGUUACCAUCCCGAACCGGUCCGGACUCGCCGUGUCUGUGUCCCGGAGCUCCGGCGGGGAGAUGCAGGAGCUGUUAUGUAAGAGCGGAGCAGCUAACGUUAACCCGCCGCCAUGAAUGACGCGCAGCAAGAAAUGUCUCCGGACUUCGUCCUGAUGCGGCUCGUUUCCGCCGCUGAAUACGACCGGCUGGACGAACCCGACGACCUGAUCCGGUCUGUAGGCGGCGGGUUCGGGCCUGUGAAAGCAGCGCUGGGACACCGUGGUGGCGGGUUUGAUCUGGACCCCAGCGGCCCCCCAGCAGGCCUCGGAUCCGCAUCCCCGCACUACAGCUCGCCUCUCCCCGGAAAAGGUGAUCUGGACGGCGGGCUUGUGUUGACGCAGGCCCCGCCAGGUUCUGAGGCACCGCUGUCCCCGCCACCGGAGGACUUUACUGUCGCGGCACAGCGGUUUGUGGACGGUUCGGGAGGACAUGGCUCCAGGGCGCAGCUCAUGGUGUUUCAAAACCUGCUGCGGUCCGGAGACCGAAUGCUGGAGAUCGGACUGGAGCCGCCACCUGCGGGGUACCUCCAGGAGGAGGCAGAGAGACAGAGACAGCAACUAGACCCGGUACCAGGUCCUGGGAACACAACAGCUGGUCCUGGACCUGGUGGAGGAAUGGAGCAGAACUCUUCCUGCAUCCCGUUAACUGGCGAGACCCUGCAGCCACCACAGCUCCUGCAGUGGCAUCCAGUUCUCAGACUGUCCAAAGGGUCCAACGGGCCCCAGACCCCUCAGCAGGUUCCUGGGCUGGACUCUGUGCCCGGCUCGUUCCUGUGCCACAGACAUCAGUUGGCUAAGUGGCCUCCGGGCCUGCUGGACCAAGCACUGCGCCUGGGACUACUGGAACCCAGGAAGACCUGCUCAUCAGGGGGCGAAGACCCUGUCCUGGUUCUUGCUCAGAGGCUGGGGCAGCUGGGAGAGGUAAGGGAGGGUGUGGGAGGUGGGGGGGAGGACAUGGAACCCCCCAUCCCUCGCUGUGCCUGCCACAGCAUUCUCACAUCUGGAGGACUUGGUGAAGACCCAAGUGACACCAGUGAUGCCCUGCUGGUUCUGGAGGGACUGGGUUCUGAGGAGGUGGGUGGACUAGGCCAAGGAGAAGGCAGGGAAGGGGAGGAGGCUGGGAAAAGAGGGCAGGUAGAGGGAGUUAGUGGAGGGGGGACACCUGGGGGGGCAGGUCCUGUGUUCUCUAGUGGGACCCUGAGUGGUCUGAUGCAACAGGUCCACAGACUUGCUGAGGAGGCGGGGGUCUGCACAGACCAGAACUGCCGCUCUGCUGUCUCACCCCCCAUCAACACCACUACCACCUGCCUGUACCCCCUGGUCCAACCACAGACCCCCCCACCUGCUACAGCAGCCCUCAGUGGCCUUCACGUCUCCCCUGACCCAGGUCCCCGCCCGCAGCAUCAGCACCAGUCCCGGUCCCAGCCCCAGAGUCGCGCUGCCCCCCCUAAACUUGGUGUGGCCUCCGGGGGAGCUGGGCAGUCUGUCUCACCUCUGGUGGUCCUGGAGGGUGAGAAGACUUCCCGAGGAAAGUCAAGAAAGGGGGAGUCCCUUAAAGUCCGGCUCAGCAAGCUGUUCAGAACCAAGAGCUCCAGUGGGGGGUCGGGGGGACUGCUGGACAAGAGGCCAUCACUGGCAUCCUCCACCUCAUCUGGGGGAAGCCUGUUGGACGUGUGGGGUUCCACCUGCAGCAACAUGGACCAGGACAGCAGCAGGCUGCAGGUGUCACGACCUCACAGUGCCUUCUGCCCGGUGCCGCUCACCCCUGCUUUCACAGGUGAGACGGUGUCUCUGGUCGAUGUGGACAUUUCUCGCAGGGGGGGGGGCUGUCUCCACCCCCCCACGCCCCCUCCCCCACCCAGACGGAGCCUCAGUCUGCUCGAUGAUUUUGGAGGUCCUCCUCAGCAGCAGGGGUCCUUCACUGAGCGGACCGGAGGCGCCUCAAUGCAGUCUCUGCCCCCCCGACCGAUGGCACUGCCCUCUUCCCUCAGCACCAUCCAGCACAGCCUGAGCCUCAAUGACACCUUUCUUCGAGGUCUACCCAGACCGGUACCUCUACGUCCUGACGGGCAGAACCUCCCGCCCCGACUCGCCCCACGCUGCCCCCUAAGCAGACCCGACACCGGCAGCUUUGCCACCAGCCUCAGAGAGCUGGAAAAGGUGGGCGUCAUCUUCACGCCCAGGUAUGUGAUUGUGAGGGGGCGGGGCUUACUUGUGUAUGUAUGUGUGUGUGUGCAGUGUGGCUGGUACUGGGGUCCGAUGAACUGGGAGGACGCAGAGAUGAAGCUGAAGGGGAAACCGGAUGGCUCGUUCCUGGUGCGGGACAGUUCGGACCCCCGGUACAUUCUUAGUCUGAGCUUCAGGUCUCAGGGCGUCACGCACCACACGCGCAUGGAACACUACAGAGGGACAUUCAGUCUCUGGUGCCACCCAAAGUUCGAGGACAGAUGUCACUCCGUGGUCGAGUUUAUCGAGAGAGCCAUCAUGCACUCCAAGAAUGGGAAGUUCCUCUACUUCCUACGCUCCAGAGUCCCAGGUCUACCCCCGACCCCGGUCCAGCUCCUGUAUCCAGUCUCCAGGUUCAGCAGUGUCAAGUCCCUGCAGCAUCUGUGCCGCUUCUGCAUCAGACAGCUGGUCCGGAUCGACCACAUUCAGGAGCUGCCUCUGCCCACGUCUCUGAUCUCUUACCUGAGGAAGUUUUAUUACUACGACCCUGAGGAGGAGACCAGCCCCCCGCUGCAGGAGGUGAGGGAGCAGAGUGGCUCUCUUCAGAUGGAGUCUCAGACGUAGCAGCGGAGACACCCUCAUUCCUUCCUUUCUUUUCCGGACUCGUUCACUGAAAGACGUUUCAAUCGUUCAAACGGAACUUGACUGCAGCCAAUCAGCUCCCUCUGCUCAGUCUCGUAUGCAGGCGGGUCUCAGAUGAUCCUCCCUUCUCUGAUUGGCUCACAUGGAGUGGGGAAGGGGGCAGGGGAUGUGGAGACUCCGCCUCCUUUUUGAUGUCAUCACUGAACAGCUGGACGACUCUGAUGAUGACUCCGAGGACCCUUGUCUCCUCUGGGAUCCUAAACUUUCCCCAGAUUUAAGGACUCGUGGAAGUUCAGUUCGACGUUUGUUUGGAAACGGGAAGAAAAUCAUCAGUCUGGAGUUUAUUUUCUGUUUCUGAGCAGGGCGAGCCUCGGAUCAGCAGUGGGGGUGCUCUCCUGAUCCAACUUGGACGUGGUAAAGGAAUAAUCAACAGCAAAAGGAAUGAAAUAUCUCUGCUUCUCAAACGAAACCCGCUGUUUUUGGUUUAAACUGGAUAUUUUUGUUGUUGUUGUUGUUUUUUAACUGAAAAAUCUGUUAUUUAUGAGUGAAUCUGUGAUUUUCAGCUGCAGCUUUAAAACAAAUAAAAGCAGAUUUGCAGCACGAUCCAACAAGAACAUGUGGUUCCCACCUGAAGCGUUUUAAUGCUGCAGCUUCAAUCCACUGGUUUCAGACGGAACCGUCAGCUGCUUCAGAACCCGUCCGGAUUCUGAUCAAACUGGAUCUGGGUUCUGUUUUCUACAAACAUCAUUUUGAUGACUUUCGUCAUUGCUGAAUGUUUUAACUGCCAGAUGAUGAAACAACCCGUUCCAGCCUAAGUGAUGUCAGACUCUGGAAACAGACUUCAUUUAAAUCUUAAUUUAGGGGACUUGAUGUCGGAUCCCGAACAGAACUUUGUUUUUGUAUGAAUGUGGACUGGUGAAGGCCCGGUUCUGUUUCUACAGCCAGAAUCCAAAGUGAUCGAUUCAUCAGCUCACACGUUAAGGUGAAACCAGAACCAAUCUCAUAACAGUUCAUGCAGCUGCAGAGGUUUCAGUUCUGAACUCGUGAGUUUUGGUUCUCUGAAUCGGACCAUCUAUUCUCCAGAACCAGAAAAGCUCCUAAGACCCAAAAAGCUCCGCCACUGCUUUAAUGGGGAACACUUUAAAGAAGCUGCAGUCUGAGCUCAAAAGUUCUGUUUGGAUUCAAACUGGGUCAUUCUGGACUUAGAAGACUGAGUGUUCAGACAUCAAAGACAGAACUUCAGGUGUGGAGGGGGCGGAGUCAUUUUCAGGUACCAGGGUGGUUUAUUUGAUGUUCCUGCUGGUUGAAGGUCUUGUCGCUAGCUCAGAGGAAAAGCUGGUCCAUUUGUAACAGAAGAUUUUAAACUUGUUUCAAAUUUUCAGGACAAAUUUUUAUCAAAACAUCUGAAAAAGUUCUGGUUCUGGUUCUGGUCUAAUCUGAAUCUGCAUGACUCCAAAACUUAGUGUUUUUAUGUGUUUCAGAUCAAAUUCUCUGAGGGUGAAGGUUUAAAACCCCAGUUAGUCUGAGAGGUUCUGGUGGCUGUGAGGAAUACCUGAGUUCACCUGCAGGACGAUUAAAACAUUUAAAGGAGCGCCAUCUUGUUUUUUCCUGAUUGAGAGGAGGUUCUGAUUAUUUGGUUCUGGUUUAGUUCUUUGGGUUGGAUUUCAGUCGGACCGACAUAAACCAGGAUCCUGGAGGCGACAGUCACUCCGAUGAUUGAGGAAAUUUGACCAAAAACUCACAGCAGGGUUACCGUGACAACAGCUGGACUAUCACAUCUCAACAUCCUGAAGCUUCUCUGGUACCUGGAGGGCCCCAGAGGGCCCUGAUGUCAGAGUUCUGGACGUGGACUGCAGGCAUGUUGUUGGUGUGGAGGAGCAGGGAUGUGUCGGUUAAUAAAACACGGACCGACGUCUCCUGGACGGUGUCCUCAAACGUCUCAGCCAUUAAAGGCAAAUUUUAAAAUGAUCUUUAAAAAUUUCAGGUUUGAUUAAUUCAGCCUGAAACAUCCAACUACAAUGAUUCUACUUACUUUGUCUAAAAAUAAAACCUGUUUCUGAAACA
This is a messenger RNA of Nothobranchius furzeri (turquoise killifish), 5158 nucleotides long. Lineage: Eukaryota; Metazoa; Chordata; Actinopteri; Cyprinodontiformes; Nothobranchiidae. The record is from RefSeq and is a predicted model, not a curated record.